Messenger RNA from Ananas comosus (pineapple), 2868 nucleotides. Its product is annotated as KH domain-containing protein HEN4-like. The coding region runs from base 194 to 2134 and encodes 646 amino acids. NCBI's taxonomy places the organism in Eukaryota, Viridiplantae, Streptophyta, Magnoliopsida, Poales, Bromeliaceae. Gene Ontology annotation, molecular function: mRNA binding. The transcript has 8 exons. The record is from RefSeq and is a predicted model, not a curated record. Gene Ontology annotation, biological process: regulation of gene expression. Gene Ontology annotation, cellular component: nucleus; cytoplasm.
AUUUUUCUCCCCGAAACGGCGAAACCUAAUCGCGAAGGGCGAAGCCCCAAACCGGAGCCCCAACCCCGCUUCACUCUCUCUCUCUCUCUCUCUCUCCCUCUCACGUCGCUUUAACGAAGACGAAGGGGGCGAGGACGAGGAAUCCUCUUCGCACGACAAGCUUAAAGUACUGCAACAACUGCUCUACAACAUUAUGGAUGGUGGGAAAUCAGGAAAACGUAAAACAAGUACUUUCAGGGAGCGCCCACGCUCCCACUUUGAUAACAGGAAAAAGAAAAGGCCAAACCCUAGCCAUGAUGAUGGUUCUAUGUCCUCCAAACCGAUUGAUACCGUAUAUCGGAUCCUUUGCCCUGUCAAAAAGAUUGGGAGUGUUUUGGGCAGAGGGGGUGAAAUUAUUAAUGCACUUAGAGAUGAGACUCGUGCAAAGAUAAGGGUUGCCGAUGCUAUUCCUGGGGCUGAGGAGAGAGUUAUUAUUAUUUUUAGUUAUUCAGAUCAAGGUAUUGAUGGUGUUACUUCCGGUGAUAACGAAUUUGAGAAUCUAAAACCACAUUGUGCAGCCCAGGAUGCCUUGUUGAAGAUCAAUGAUAGGAUUGCGGCAGAUGAGAUUUUGCAUGGUGGCGUGGUGCAUGAAAAGAAUGAUUCAGAUGAUUCUGUCAGUGCCCGCAUUUUGGUUCCAAACAAUCAAGUUGGCUGUCUUUUGGGCAAAGGUGGCACUAUCAUACAACAACUGCGGAGUGAGACUGGUGCGACCAUCCGCCUUUUGCCGUCAGAGCAUCUUCCACCUUGUUCCAUGAGUAAUGAUGAAUUGGUUCAGAUAUCAGGAAGCCCUUCUGUUGUGAGAAAGGCUCUGUAUGAAAUUUCUUCUAGGCUGCAUCAACAUCCUCGCAAGGAAAACCCUCCUCUUGAAGAUAUAAUACAUGCCAGCACUCGAAGUUUAUACGAGCCUGCUGGCCCUGUCCCUCCUUUACCUCAAUCAGAUACAAUUUGGUCUCACCGGCGUGGUGGUGCGACAUCUCCAAUGCGAUGGUAUGAUGGUUAUAGAAAUGAACCAUCUGCAUAUGCUCCAGGUGGAUAUAGCAAUAGUCGUGGCGGAAAUAGUAGGGAAACAACAGAAGAGUUUUCUAUGAGGAUAUUGUGUGCCACUGCUAAGAUUGGUGGGGUUAUUGGGAAAUCUGGGGUCAAUGUAAGACAACUGGAACAUCAAACCGGUGCUAGCAUUCAAGUCGAGGACACGGAUCCCGAGGCGGAGGAACGGGUCAUUAUUAUCUCAUCUAAGGAGGUGCCUUCUGAUCCAACAUCUCCAACAAUCGAAGCUCUUCUUCUGCUUCAAAGCAGAACGAGUACAACCUCCGAGAAAGGGGUUGUGACUACUAGGAUUCUUGUUCCAUCAGGUAAGGUUGGCUGUAUUCUUGGGGAACGUGGCAGCAUAAUAACAGAGAUGAGAAGGCGAACAAGGGCAGAUAUUCGUUUGUUCUCGAAAGAGGAUAAACCAAAAUAUACCUCCGCAAAUGAGGAGCUUGUGCAGAUUUCUGGAAACGCUAUUGUUGCACGGGAUGCGCUUUCUGAGAUAGCUUCACGGCUUAGAACGAGGACUUUUCGAGGCGGAAGUGGUGUUAUGAAUCCUGUACCGCCGCCUCCUUUCCGUGAACUUUAUCCUACAGAACGCAUGCCUCCUAGAGAAUUACCGCCACCUGGAAGUCCAUCUUUCUAUAAGGAAUCUAUGAGUUCUUCUUACCGUGGGUAUGCUCCUCCGCAUAACUAUUCCAGGCCUAUGGUUUCUUCUUACCAUGGCUAUCCUUCUCCGGAGAGCUUUCCUAGUAGAGGACCUCCACCAUCAUCGGGCAUGCCCAGAACCGGGAAUUCUGUUGGUUAUGAUAAUCCAAAGGGUGCAGCACAAAUUUAUGAAGCUCAGGGUUAUCCAGGACCAACUACUGUUGCUGGGUAUCCAAGUAGAAUCAACUCUGUUGAGAUUAGGGCUCCUAACAAUGUGGCUGCAUCUUACAUGGGAGCAGGUGCUAGCAGUCUAUCUGACCCCCGUCAGUUUGCACAGAGUUCCUACAGGGACCCCUACAGAUCAGAACAGAGCUCCUACAGAGAUGUUUACAACUCAGAUAUCAGAUAUGGACACAACUGAAUCAUACCCUACCGGCACUUUUAGACUUACUAGCAUUUAAAUGUUAGGCGGAUCUUCUUACCCUAAAAAAAAAAAAAAAAUCUCUUUUGAUCUGGAAUCUCUAUAUAUUCAUGUAUUAUCUUUGAUUAAUCCGAGAAUUUUUGAAUCGAGGAACAAGUUUCAUAAUCCUCAACAUGGCGAUCUCAACCUUGAAAUUUGACGGAUCUUCCGACCAGAAGAAAGCAGCAUAGAGCCUUCUGUAGGGCUUCAUGACUUUGAAUGGACAGGAAAGACCACCCAUCCCGAGUGCUAUUUUUACACACACAGUUAAAAGUUGAUCUUUUUGUGACAUGUUAGAUUAUAUUAGGCUGUUCGUAAAGCUUUUACUGAGCUUAGAUUAGGCUAAAGAUUUUCCGGUGAAUUCGAAGCUUGCAAUACUUGAUGUUGUGACAAGUCGGUGCAGGAGAUCGUAUUCUGAUUUCUUAAGCAACCAUUUGAAGUCCUAACUUGGUUGUGGCCACACAUGGGAGGAAUUAAUUUUGAAUCUUUCUGUUGUUAAAUAAAAACAAAAAGUUCCCUAAAAUUGCAUUCGACUCUCUCUCUCUCUCUCUCUCUCUCUCUCUCUCUCUGCUUUUUUUAUUGUUGGUGGGAAGAGCCAACUAGAUCAGCUUGUGGGAGUAAAUUUUGCCUAUUUGUUCGGCUUCUAGGAGUAAAUUUUGCCUAUGUUUGUUAAUCCACCAUAUUCUUAGUUUCAA